AUGGCUUCUCUCCAGUCAGCACCCAGUAUGGCGGCUGGAAACAUGUCGUUGCCGCCAAACAUCACGCAACAACAAAUCCAAGAGGUCUUCCAGAUGCAGGAACAAGGCGUUCGCCAUGAUGACCCUGAAUACCUUAAGGCCCACAAUCUUCUAUCAGCCUUUCAACGGCAACAAGCCUACCACAAACAGAGGCAGAUGCAACAGCAGCAAUUGCAGGUGCAGCAACGUCAACAGCAGCAGCAACAACAACAACAGCAGCAACAGCAGCUCAAUGGCUCGAAUACUGAUGCUGUCGCUGCGAAUGGCAUGAAUGGCCGCAACAAUUCUAUUCCCAGCGCGACAAAUACCAAUAUACCGGAUGCCAGCGCGACAGGGGGUCAACAGCCUGUAGCCCAGGGCGUCCCUCAGAAAGGCGCACCUGGGACCGGGAAUAGCUUCUCUGCUGAGCAGCUUGCAACGCUUAGGAACCAAAUCCUAGCUUUCAAGAUGCUAUCUAAGAACCUUCCGAUUCCGGCUCGCGUUCAACAGCAACUUUUCCCUUCGAAGAAGCAGGAGACUCCUGCUCCAUCCGAGAAUGUCGCGGCUGCGGAAGGCGUCUUGGAAGCCACUGCUCAGAGCAAGCCGGAUCAGCCAACUACAACAGAAGCCCCUCAGCACAAAGAUUUCUAUCAGAACUUCCAGGCGCCAUACGAUCUGAUACCCAAGACUGUCAGCUUUACCGACCACGCCUCUCGCGCCAACCGCAUGCGUAUUCCCGCUUUGAUGCCACCUGGAAUCGACCUCGAGCAAGUGCGCGAGGAACGGGAAAUAGCCCUCUACAACAGAAUCAACGCACGAAAGGCGGAAUUGGCUGAGCUUCCUGCCAAUAUUGGCGCGUGGGAUUCUAGCCAGAGCGACACCGCCACUGCGGAUGACUCUGUGAAGCUCAAGGCCCUUAUUGAAUACAAGAUGCUCAAUCUUUUACCGAAACAAAGACUUUUCCGGAAGCAGAUUCAGAAUGAGAUGUUUCAUUUUGACAAUCUGGGCAUGACUGCGAAUCGUUCGAGCCAUCGCCGUAUGAAGAAGCAAUCACUACGGGAGGCUCGUAUCACCGAGAAGUUGGAGAAACAGCAGCGCGAUGCUCGCGAAACGAGAGAAAAGCGCAAGCAGUAUGAUCAUCUUCAGGCUAUUCUUACUCAUGGUGCCGAGUUGCAGACCGCUGCUGCCCAACAGCGUACUCGUAUGCAGAAACUGGGCCGCGCGAUGCUUCAGCAUCACCAGCACAUGGAGCGUGAAGAACAGAGACGUGUGGAGCGUACCGCCAAGCAACGUCUCCAGGCUUUGAAGGCCAACGACGAGGAAACGUAUCUCAAGCUGCUCGGACAGGCCAAGGAUUCUCGUAUCUCUCACCUUCUUAAGCAGACCGAUAACUUCCUCAAACAGCUUGCUGCCUCCGUCCGGGAGCAACAACGGAGUCUGGCCGAGCGCUAUGGCGAAGAAGACCAGUUCUUUGAAGAAGAUGAAGAAGAGGAGAUUGCUUCCGGAAGCGAAGAUGAAGGUGACGGAAAGAAGAAGAUUGAUUACUAUGCCGUUGCACAUCGCAUCAAGGAGGAGGUGACUGUUCAACCCAGUAUCCUUGUCGGUGGUACGCUCAAGGAGUACCAGAUGAAGGGUCUACAGUGGAUGAUUUCCCUGUACAACAACAACCUCAAUGGUAUCUUGGCUGAUGAGAUGGGUCUCGGAAAGACCAUUCAGACCAUCAGUCUAAUCACUUACAUCAUUGAGAGGAAGAAGAACAAUGGUCCCUUCCUCGUCAUCGUCCCUCUUAGUACCCUUACCAACUGGAACCUCGAAUUUGAGAAGUGGGCGCCGUCUGUUUCUCGUGUUGUCUACAAGGGACCCCCCAAUGCCCGUAAGCAACAACAGCAACAGAUCCGUUGGGGUAACUUCCAGGUUCUAUUGACAACCUACGAGUACAUCAUCAAGGAUCGUCCGAUUUUGAGCAAGAUCAAGUGGACUCACAUGAUUGUCGACGAAGGUCAUCGUAUGAAGAACACUCAGUCCAAGCUGAGCAGCACGCUUUCACAGUACUACACUAGCCGUUACCGUCUUAUUUUGACGGGUACACCUUUGCAAAACAACCUUCCCGAGUUGUGGGCACUGCUGAACUUCGUCCUGCCUAAUAUCUUCAAGUCCGUCAAGUCGUUUGAUGAGUGGUUCAACACACCUUUUGCCAACACAGGUGGACAAGAUCGUAUGGAACUGAGCGAAGAAGAACAACUGCUGGUGAUCCGUCGCCUUCACAAGGUUCUGCGGCCUUUCCUGCUGAGACGUCUGAAGAAGGAUGUCGAGAAAGAUCUUCCUGACAAGCAAGAGAGAGUCAUCAAGUGCCGUUUCUCUGCGUUGCAAGCCAAGCUAUACAGGCAGCUUGUCACACAUAACAAGAUGGCUGUCAGCGAUGGCAAGGGAGGUAAGACCGGUAUGCGUGGUCUUAGCAACAUGCUGAUGCAGUUGCGAAAACUCUGCAACCAUCCGUUCGUGUUUGAGCCAGUGGAAGACCAGAUGAACCCUGGACGAGGAACCAACGAUCUGAUUUGGCGUACUGCCGGUAAAUUCGAGCUUUUGGAUCGGAUUCUGCCUAAGUUCCGAGCCACUGGCCAUCGCGUCCUGAUGUUCUUCCAGAUGACGCAGAUUAUGAACAUUAUGGAAGACUUCUUGCGUCUUCGUGGAUUGAAGUAUCUCCGUCUUGACGGAUCCACCAAAUCAGACGACCGGUCCGAUCUGUUGAAAUUAUUCAACGCCCCGGAUUCGGAAUACUUCUGCUUCCUGCUAUCGACACGAGCAGGAGGUUUGGGUCUUAACCUUCAGUCCGCCGAUACCGUCAUCAUUUUCGAUUCUGACUGGAACCCUCAUCAGGAUUUGCAAGCCCAGGAUCGUGCGCAUCGUAUCGGUCAAAAGAAUGAAGUUCGUAUCUUGCGUCUGAUCAGUUCCAAUUCGGUUGAGGAGAAGAUUCUGGAGCGAGCUCAGUUCAAGCUCGAUAUGGAUGGCAAGGUCAUCCAAGCAGGAAAGUUCGACAACAAGUCUACCAAUGAGGAGCGUGACGCUUUGCUGCGGACGCUUUUGGAGACUGCUGAGGCAGCCGAUCAGAUUGGUGAUCAGGAAGAGAUGGAUGACGAUGAUUUGAACGACAUCAUGGCGCGGUCCGACGAGGAGUUGACUACGUUCCAGCGUAUUGAUAAAGAACGACAGAAGACCGUACAGUACGGCCCUGGUCACAAGUACCCUCGUCUGAUGUGCGAAGAAGAGUUGCCCGACAUCUAUCUUACGGAAGACAACCCGGUAACUGAGGAGGUCGAUGUUGAGUUAGCUGGUCGCGGUGCACGUGAACGCAAGGUUACCCGGUAUGAUGACGGACUUACCGAGGAACAAUGGCUUAUGGCUGUCGAUGCGGAUGAUGACACGAUCGAGGAUGCUAUCGCUCGGAAAGAGGCGAGGGUCGAGCGUCGUCGGGUGAACAAGGAGAAGCGUCAAAAGAAAACAGUGGGUGAUUCUUCACCGGAGCCUUCCCGCGAGAACUCCGAGACGCCUCAGCCGAAGAAGCGUCGCAGGGGUCCCGCUCCCAAGCGCAAGGCUGAGGAGGUUGUGGAGGAAACGCCUCAGCCAAAGCGGAAGAGGGGAAGACAAGCCAAGCCGGUUGAGACGCUGUCUCCCGAGGAUCGUGCCAUCCUGCAACGCAUCGUCAAUACCGUAUACCAAGCGUUAAUGGAUAUGGAGGCGGAGCUGCCGGCCGAUUCGUCAGACAGCGAGGAUGGCCCUGUUACGCGGUCCAUCAUUGAGCCAUUUAUGAAGCCACCGCCCAAGUCGCAUUAUCCCGACUAUUACAUGGUCAUUCAGAACCCGAUCGCCAUGGAUAUGAUCAAGAAGAAGAUCAACCGUGAGGAGUAUCAGAGCCUGAAGGACUUCCGAAAUGACAUCCAUCUCCUUUGCCAAAAUGCCCGGACUUACAACGAGGAUGGCAGCAUCCUGUUCCAGGAUGCCAAUGAUAUCGAGGCAAAAUGUUUGGCGGAGCUAAAGAAGGAGACCGAAGGCUACCCACAGUUUGCCAACUACGAUGACUUGGGUGGACAAGGCGGAAAUGAUCAGUCGACUGCUGCGGCAUCGGGGGCCGAAACACCUUCAGCGGUUGCUACGCCAAAGCUGAAGCUCACGUUCAAUAGCGGCAACCGAGACAACGCCGCGGCUGCAGGAGCCGGCAAUGGCGUCAAUGAGAAUGAUUGA
This is a messenger RNA of Aspergillus niger, 4257 nucleotides long. RefSeq lists its product as uncharacterized. The transcript is spliced from 4 exons. The coding region runs from base 1 to 4257 and encodes 1418 amino acids. Gene Ontology annotation, cellular component: nucleus. Lineage: Eukaryota; Fungi; Ascomycota; Eurotiomycetes; Eurotiales; Aspergillaceae. The record is from RefSeq and is a predicted model, not a curated record. Gene Ontology annotation, biological process: positive regulation of transcription by RNA polymerase II. Gene Ontology annotation, molecular function: ATP-dependent chromatin remodeler activity; histone binding; ATP binding.